GAUCCAUAGAAAAAGAACCAGUGUCAUGCGACAAGGCCGCGAAUUACAAGCGAAUAAAUAAAAAAAAAAAUCAUCUAUUUGAUUCUAGAAGAAUCAAUUUCUUUAAAUUUACAAAAUAUAAUUUUUUUUCUAUCAAAAUGACUAAAAUAAUUCUAGUAUUAGCAACAAUCAUUACCAUCGUUUAUGGUAAUUUCAAGUGUCCAUUAAAAGAUGGUCAAUAUGAAGAUGAAGUGCAGUGUGAUAAAUUUUAUGAAUGUAAAGAUGGUUAUCCAACAGAAAAAUUAUGUCCAGAUGGACUUGUUUUCGAUCCAUUUAAUCGUAAAAUAAAUAAAUGUGAUCAUGUAUUUAAUGUUGACUGCGCUGAGCGUUUAGAACUUCAACCACCUCAGCCAUCGAAAAAUUGUCCAAGAAAAAAUGGUUUCUUUCCACAUCCAGAUCCAACAGUUUGUAAUAUUUUUUAUAAUUGUGUUGAUGGUCAAUACAACGAAAAUAUAUGCACAGCUGGUCUUCAUUUUGACGAAAAUACUGGCAUUUGUGUCUGGCCAGCAACUGCCAACAGAGAGAAUUGUCGUCCAGUUGGACAAAAACUGACUGAUGGUUUCGAGUGUCCUUCAGUCCGACCAGUUGAUAGUCAUGGUCAUAAUGUUGAUCAUCCAAAAUACGCUCAUCCAGAAGACUGUCAAAAAUUUUAUGUUUGUCUAAGUGGAGUUACUCCACGUGAACAAGGCUGUAGUGAAGGUAGUGUCUAUAAUGAAAAAACAGAAAUGUGUGAUACACCUGAAAACGUACCAGGAUGUGAAAACUGGUAUGGAGAGCCCGAGAAAAAACCUUGAAGAGGUUUUAUUUAGGACGUUCUCGCUUUCUCCAAAAUGAAUUAUAAAAAAAAAAAAAAAAUAAUGAUAAUUCAAUGGCGUGAUCGUUGAAAAAAAUUAAAUUUU
This is a messenger RNA of Aphidius gifuensis, 938 nucleotides long. RefSeq names its product protein obstructor-E-like. The transcript has 5 exons. The coding region runs from base 138 to 833 and encodes 231 amino acids. Gene Ontology annotation, cellular component: extracellular region. Lineage: Eukaryota; Metazoa; Arthropoda; Insecta; Hymenoptera; Braconidae. The record is from RefSeq and is a predicted model, not a curated record. Gene Ontology annotation, molecular function: chitin binding.